Molecule: messenger RNA, 6168 nt
Organism: Mus caroli (Ryukyu mouse)
Lineage: Eukaryota; Metazoa; Chordata; Mammalia; Rodentia; Muridae
Source: RefSeq, a predicted model, not a curated record
GGCAGAAAGCAGCUAUCCGUUUACACUACUUUGCUCUAGCAGCUAUCUUAAUGAUUGCAAGUGCGGCGGACAUCAAGCAGGAGAAUGGGAUGGAAAGCGCCUCGGAAGGACAGGAGGCGCACCGAGAAGUGGCGGGGGGCGCGGCGGCUGGGCUGAGCCCCCCGGCUCCAGCUCCUUUCCCCCUGGAGCCGGGGGACGCCGCGGCUGCCUCCAGGGUAAGCCGGGAGGAAGGGGCAGCGGCGGCGGGAGCGGCAGAUCAGGUACAACUCCACUCGGAACUUCUGGGCAGGCACCAGCACGCAGCCGCCGCGCAGCCCCCGCUGGCCUUCUCGCCGGACCAUGUCGCCUGCGUGUGCGAGGCUUUGCAGCAGGGGGGCAACCUGGACCGCCUGGCCCGGUUUCUUUGGUCCCUGCCCCAGAGCGAUCUGCUACGUGGCAACGAGAGCCUUCUGAAGGCGCGAGCGCUCGUGGCCUUCCACCAGGGCAUCUACCCUGAGUUGUACAGCAUCCUCGAGAGCCACAGCUUCGAGUCGGCCAACCAUCCGCUGCUGCAGCAGCUCUGGUACAAGGCGCGCUACACCGAGGCCGAGCGAGCGCGCGGCCGGCCGCUGGGCGCCGUGGACAAGUACCGGCUGCGCAGGAAAUUCCCCUUGCCCCGCACCAUCUGGGACGGCGAGGAGACGGUGUAUUGUUUCAAGGAGAAGUCGCGCAACGCGCUCAAGGAGCUCUACAAGCAGAAUCGCUACCCCUCGCCGGCUGAGAAGCGGCACCUGGCCAAGAUCACCGGCCUCUCCCUCACCCAGGUCAGCAACUGGUUCAAGAACCGGCGGCAGCGUGACCGAAACCCCUCCGAGACCCAGUCCAAAAGCGAAUCAGAUGGCAACCCCAGCACUGAGGAUGAAUCCAGCAAGGGACAUGAGGAUUUGUCUCCUCAUCCACUUUCAGGCACAUCUGAUGGCGUCACCAACCUCAGCCUCUCUAGCCACGUGGAGCCAGUAUAUAUGCAACAAAUUGGAAAUGCUAAGAUAUCACUAAGCUCGUCUGGAGUUUUGUUGAAUGGAAGCUUAGUACCUGCAAGUACUUCACCUGUCUUCCUUAAUGGCAAUUCUUUUAUUCAGGGACACAAUGGAGUUAUCCUUAAUGGACUGAAUGUGGGAAAUACACAGACAGUGUCACUGAACCCACCCAAAAUGUCUUCAAACAUUGUGGGCAAUGGCAUAGCCAUGACAGACAUCCUGGGAUCUACCUCCCAGGAUGUGAAAGAAUUCAAAGUCCUCCAGAGUUCUGCUGUGAACUCAGCAGCCACCACCUCCUACAGCCCUAGUGCCCCUGUGUCAUUCCCAGGGCUGAUACCCUGCACUGAAGUAAAAAGAGAAGGCAUUCAGACAGUGGCCUCCCAGGACGGUGGCUCUGUGGUGACUUUUACUACACCCGUGCAAAUUAACCAGUAUGGCAUUGUCCAGAUCCCUAAUUCUGGAGCCAACGGCCAGUUCCUUAAUGGGAGCAUUGGAUUCUCUCCACUGCAGCUGCCUCCUGUCUCAGUAGCAGCUUCACAAGGUAAUCUUUCAGUUACCCCAAGCACUUCGGACGGAAGCACAUUUACAAGUGAGCCAGCCACAGUCCAGCACGGUAAACUUUUCCUAAGCCCUCUUACCCCCAGUGCAGUGGUAUACACCGUUCCUAAUUCAGGCCAGACUGUAGGAGCUGUGAAACAGGAAGGCUUAGAAAGAGGCCUGGUCUUUUCUCAGUUGAUGCCUGUCAAUCACAGUGCACAAGUAAAUGCAAGCCUGUCUUCGGAAAAUCUCUCUGGGAGUGGCCUCCAUCCACUGACCUCGUCGUUGGUUAAUGUGUCCGCUGCCCACGGUUUUUCCCUGACCCCCCCUACACUACUUAAUCCCGCUGAGCUCAACCCUGACCUUGCCGAGAGCCAGCCUGUGUCUGCACCUGUGGCAAGCAAAUGUACUGUGUCAUCUGUCAGCAACAGUAACUAUGCAACCCUUCAGAACUGUUCCCUUAUUCCGGGUCAAGACCUAUUGUCCGGCCCGAUGACCCAGGCUGCCCUGGGUGAGAUCGUACCCACAGCUGAAGAGCAGGUGAGCCACGCCUCGACAGCAGUCCACCAGGAUUUUGUCAGAGAACAGCGCUUGGUUCUGCAGUCAGUCCCUAACAUAAAAGAGAAUUUCAUACAAAAUUCUGAGAACAAAGCAACAAACAACUUAAUGAUGUUAGACUCGAAAUCCAAGUACGUCCUGGACGGCAUGGUUGAAGCCGGCUGUGAAGACCUAGGAACGGACAAAAAAGAGCUGGCCAAGCUCCAAACCGUCCAGUUGGAUGAAGACAUGCAAGACUUAUAAGCCCGAUUCACUCCACAUCCCUCCUUCUCUGCGUUAACAGGAGCAAAUCCUUUUCUUUGCGAAGCCCGGAGGAUGGAGAGCUUCUAUUCAUUUAGAGAAAAACACUGUACUUCUGCAAGCAAGCGCAUCUGGCUUGGGCUGCAUGAAGAGCGUAGUUAAAUACACAGAGUGGACCUGCACUGCCGAAGCCCCUCUGGUCACAUCGUGCUCGCUUUGAAACAGAUGGGGCGAGGCAACAAGUGAAUGCAUCCAUCAAACCAUCGUCUAUCAUUUAGUCAGCAGUAUAACUCCACAGGCGAAAUGGAAGGUGACAGUAUUUCAGAUUUAAAAUGUAUACACCUAAUUUAGGAGAUUAAAUAAUAGCUCCAGGCUCUUGGAAGCAAUGCAGUUGGUUUUUUGUUUGUUUGUUUGUUUGUUUACUUUUACUCCAUGGGCAUUGAGAUGGUUAAGAAACAAUGGUACUCUAGACUAUCAUAAGGGUAUAUUUUUCAAAUUAUGUAGCUUGUAUGUGUGUGUGUGUGUGUGUGUGUGUGUGUGUGUGUACAUACACACAUUCAUCAUUUUCAGCAUUUGGGGGAAGGCUUGGUUUUAAGUCUCUACGUGUUUCCAAAUGUGAUUGCUAAUAGUUAAACGUGGCCGAGAAAGUUUGAAACGCCACUAAACUCUGACACAACUUGGGUACGAAUGUAAAUACAGGUCUCUAAGCAAGAUCUGAGUAAGUACAGUGAGUUUUUAUUUAUACCUUGUAUGUCUCUCUUCAGGCUCUGUGAACUGAAAAGAAAAUGUCUUCUUACUGUUUAAUUUAUAUUUAUUGUUUGAGCGGGAAUAGGACAUCUUUGUUUCCAACCAAGUUUUUUUUUUUUUUUUUUUUUUUUGUAAUUUUUAUCAAGAGUCUAUUGAGGUCAAUGUUAAUUAACACUGAAACAGGAAAUGUUAACCCCCAGUACUGGAACUUUGUCACUUCUCGUCACAUCUUUCUUACUUUAGCAACUUUGAUUCAUUUAAAUAUGUUUUCUAUAGACUCCUAUGUGCCUUUUUACCUUGUGGCCUUUUUAUUACUAGUCAGGUACAGAAGCGUCAACAGCAGUGUUGAUGGUUCUUGUGUACCGUCAAACAGGGUUAAGUUUACCACAGAACCCCUGCAUAAGGCAGGACUUCCAUUUCACUAAAUAUCAUGUGGAAGGGUUGCCAUGCACAUGGAUAGACAGAUAUUGUCGAUGCUUUUCAUUAUAAUGAAAGUAGAAAAGUAUAGAAAGACCAUGAAACAGCAGUUCUGCAGGCUAUGAAAACAACCUUUUUUUUUUUUUUUAAAUUCUGUUUUGGUUUUAGUUUUUUUUUGAGUAACAGAGAAACUGUUACUGACCAUUCUGGAACUCACUCUGUAGACCAGGCUGGCCUUGAACUCACAGAGAUUCACCUGCCUGCCUCCCAAGUACUGGGAUUCAAGACAUGGGCCACCACUACCCAGCUUGACAACAACCAUUUUAAAAUAAAAAAUAUAUAUGUAAAUUGUACUAAAAAUCUGUUCAACUGAAGCUCAUUUCCAGUGUUUUGAAUUGGUCGGUAUACAUGACUGUUGCCUGUCGUAUUUAAUGAAACAAAUCCUUCCGGUUUCUGUAGGAAAUUUUGUUUAAAAUUUGAGUAGGACUCUGCAUCUAUGAUAUAACAAUGCAAUGCCUUUAUGCUGUUAGUCCAGGGCAUCUCUGAUUUCAGAGAGAAGGCGACUUUUUCUAAGGUGACUUCUCAGUUGCUAAGCACAAAGAUAGCACCACUCCUUGGCUUUGUUAAGGUGGUGGAAGGGUUUCUAACUUGGUUUCUAACUAACAUACUCAUCAGCUGAGCCUGCAGAGUAAGGGUCACUGAGGAUUUAGCAUUUGUUGUUACUACAAAGGGAACUUUCAGUCAAGAUUAAGAGCUCUAUGAAGAAUUCUGUGCCCAUCAUUUUGAUAAAGAACCUAAAUCCCAUUUUUGUGAAAUUGGUGAAUGUCCCUCAAUUGCUGAAAUAUGCAAUUUGGGCCAGAGGUUGUUGUUUGUUUGUUUUGGAUGUUCUUGUUUUUAUUUUCACGAAGCCAGUUGCUUCAGUGUGGUUUUCCACUCUGACACUACUUACACAGCUUGGCUGCCCCCGUCUCCCAGUUAUUUACUGAUCAUAUUAAUGUGAUUAGCAUCCUGGUCUUGUAGUAUAGUUUACAUAAAAAAAUGUUAUUUUUUACUAGAUUGCUGCAGAUAACAAGAGACAUUAUUUUAAAAUACCUGUCUGGUAAGGGAAGUGGGAAAGUCAAAAGGUUCUAUAAGGCGGGUAUGUGUGGGUGUCUGCGUGCGUGUGAUGGAAAACUCCCAUAUGUCUGACAAAAGUAUCUUUUUUAUUCUGAGUUCUUCCUCCUUUUCUCCUUAUGAGAAAGAAAAGAUAGCACAAAACUAAGUACUUAUCUAGGAAAUGUAUUCGUAUUCCAACAUGAUGAGCUUCUAGCCCUACAAACACCCCAGUUAUCUAUACAAUCCACCCGGUAAGAAUCAGUGCUCAUUAUGAGAACUUACUGUUCUAGUCUAUUCUUUCAGUAAAAUAAGGGCCAGUUGAUAUGCAGCCCAGGUAUGUGUGAAUGGAAUAUGGUAAACCCCGUGAUCUCCUUGCACAGAAUUGCAAAUGACUUUUUUCCCCAACACCAAGGGCCAGCCUCAGAGCCCUUGGAGUUCACGUGGCAGAAUAUCCUUCUUACAUAAACCAAUGCUUGAAGAUGCUGCAAAAGACCCUCUAGUGAUUCCUGAUAAGGAAUCAGAAUAGAGGUAAAUAACCCCCUUUAAAUCCAACCCCUGCUGCUGGCUGUGGGGUUUUCUGGUGCCAGCCUAUCUAUGCACUCUAUAGCCAGAAUUGGCACUCAGCUCUUAGUUACGUCUAGUAGAGAGAAUGGUCUCUAGCAUUCAAAGGAGGUUCAUUCCCUCACACCCCCCCCCCCCGAAAACAAACAAAGGCCCCUGUGUUGUACUGCAUAAAUAUCUCAUGUAGAUUUAUAGUGAAGACUUAAUACAUGUCUGGUGCCUUUCUUGUGUUGUGAAAGGCAAGUAGAUGUUGUAGCCAUAGGUCUUUUUUUUAAUCCAUAGUUGAAUUGCACACUGACCUUAACUCUCUGUAUGUACCCUUGUUAUUCUGCAUGUUAAAGCUGGAAUUCUUGGGCGUGUAUGACAGACUACCCUGCUACAUCCUCAAUAUGUGAACAUUAGUGCAUAAACUCGAGUCCUUCUUUCUCAAGUGUUUUUGACAGAUCAUCUCAUAAAAAUAAUUCAGGAAGUCUGUGGGGAAAGUCCUUAUGUUUUACAAGAGCAGUUUCAAAAGUCUUCCUAAAACUUGGAUGGUAGAACCUAAUGGUUAUUUGGUGUCUAAUCGAGACAUUGCAAUUAAAUUAGAUAUUACCACCAUAUGUUUUAUUAAUCCAAAUUAUAUCGCAUGAGACUCUUUGGGUUUUCAGGGUUUCUCGAAAAAAAAAAGUGUAUCAUUUUGUUGCAUGUACUGUACGUUCAGAGGCAAUCAGUUGUAUACUCAAUAUGGUUUUACUGUGCCUUACCUGAAGAGAAACUACACAGAAUGUAUGACACGGGGUGGGGAACAGAGCCUCUCUACUGCACUGUUAGGUGAUAGCACACGGCAUGGCCCAGAGCAUUUCUGUGCUUAAUUACCCAACCAAAGAGAUCUAAAGUCUGUAUGUUGUACUGUAAUGGGGGUUAUGCCUGGACAAUUUAAGUGUUUUGUUUGUUUUCUGAAAUGAUGUGAACUUAUUUUUCUAAACACUAUGCUAAAUAAACUUUAUAUUUAUACAUA